Molecule: messenger RNA, 687 nt
Organism: Dibothriocephalus latus
Lineage: Eukaryota; Metazoa; Platyhelminthes; Cestoda; Diphyllobothriidea; Diphyllobothriidae
Source: the annotation of a GenBank genome assembly
AUGCACCGGCCCCCGCCCGCCGAAGGAAAUGACUUGGAAGAGCUAUUAGGGGAGGAACCUCUACCCCCCCUUCCGCUUCCUUCACCGAAUGUCCAUGUAUGGCCCGAUGAAAAGGCGGCUGCUUUUUGCGCACUUACUCCUCCCUUGGAAACAUUUAUGGUGGUGCCGGAUGAAAUUCGCCGUGACCAAUUUUUCCAUACCGCCCGCCAAGAUGACAUGCUAAUUGGAUAUGUCAGCGCCAUCCAAGAUUCUGGCUUAAUAAUCACCCUGCUGGCCUAUGACCAGGGUCCGAGGAGAGACUUCGAUCAUCUGAAGUUGACCGGUUUCUGUCCGGUCAGGCAAUUGCCAAGAUACGCUGCGCAUGGGAAUGCUUUAGACGCCUUCCAGAUUGGAGAUAAGGUCCGAGCCUUUAUCUUAGACGUUCAUCACUCCGGCCGUCUUAUUUUAAGCAUGAACCCAAAGGCCAUGAAUCGCGAUUUGUACGGUGAUCUGAAGCUCGGCGUAAUUUCGGACGAGGACUUACCGUUGCACUUUAAAAAACUGCAAAAUCUAGACGGAAAGACAUUUGAACAGUGCCUCGAAAGCACACCACAGUUCCGCAACCCAGAUGGCCUACGAGUCCUCUGUUCUCGGUUCGGAAUCCCACGUGCAUCGGCCUGUAGUCUUCUCCUCUCAAUGUCUAAGUAA